UAUAAUUAUAAAAUUAUAGUAAUAAUCAGGGUAAUAGAUUUCUUGUCAAAAAAAUCAAGAUUUCAUAAAGGUGGUCACGUUUGGAGAUUCUGAAUAGUUGUUUCGCUGGAGGCGUUGAAAUAGCCUUCUUUAACAGCUCACUUCGUUUCACAUUCCAAAGUUAUUGAACUCCUCUCGGUCUUCUUCUUACAUAUUAUAUAAAUCUCUGUUUAUCUCUGACAAUAAUACGACAGCAUCAGCAGAUAGAUAAUGGCAUCUCUCUUGGAAAAGGCAACUUCGACUCUUAAUGAAGCCAAAGAAUCCGUCACAGCCACUGCUGGAUCCGUUGGUGCUUCUCUAACUGAUGCUCAGAAAACCGUUGCAGCCUCCACUGAAACUGCCAGAACCUCUCUAGCCGAUGCUCAGGCAACCGUUGCAGCCACAACUGAAACGGUCAAGACCGAGGCCGAAGCCGCGCCAGGGAAAGUGUCUGGUGUGUCCACACAGGCAAGAGAAGCUGUGGAGAAUGUUAUGUCAAGAGGUAUAGAAGGAGCCAAGUCCUUAUUUCAUGGUUUGGAGGAGAAGAAGACCGAAAUUUCCUCCAAGCUUGUUGGAGCUGUUACUAAUGUCGUCGGUGGAGCAUCGAGCAGCACCACCGUGGCAAGCCGAGACCUUCCAAUAUCCACAGACAAUCAGCCUUUGUUAACUGGUGAGCGCGGGGUUGAUGCGACGCCAUGGUGGAAAAACUGUUGUGGAGUUCUUGAUCUUCUCAAGACAUCUACUACAAAAUAAAAGGUCAAGCUGAUGAAGAACAGAGAGAGCACUAGAACAAUAUGUAAAAGCCUUUUGAUUAUUUAUUUCCUUCCUUUUUCUUAUUUUGAUUUGAGAUUGUGUCUUUUUUUUUUGAAACAAAGUUUGAGAUUGUGUCUAUGUCUUUGUUUUUAUUUGUAUUUUGAUAUGUUGAUUGUUCCCAUGAACUUGUGUAAGAAGUAAGAACCAAUAAAUCCAAAACAAGUAAUUUUUUUUGUGA
This is a messenger RNA of Raphanus sativus (radish), 1009 nucleotides long. RefSeq lists its product as uncharacterized. Lineage: Eukaryota; Viridiplantae; Streptophyta; Magnoliopsida; Brassicales; Brassicaceae. The transcript is spliced from 3 exons. The record is from RefSeq and is a predicted model, not a curated record. Bases 250 to 771 code for a protein of 173 amino acids.